ACAUUCCGCAGUUUCAAAAGCAGGUAACUUUUCUAUCUAAUCAGAAUCCCUCUACCUCUGGUUUAACUCCAGCUACUCCCUUCUCUCAAAUCUGAAUUACUCAAACCUUCAUAUUUUUCUGUAUCUUCCUGUAGUUGGUUUUAGCUUCCAUGGAGACCCCAAUUCUUUUUACCCCAACACUUCCCACAUUCUUCACCAUGUUCUUGCUCAUCUAUCUCUUGGCAAGAUUCAUGCUUUUCCGAAACUGGGGUCCCAAACAUAGGCCGGAAGCUUCGAGCUGCGUAAUCUCUCUGGCUCAUAGCACUCCUGUAGUUUUCAUGGCGAUCCAUGCACUAAUUCACAGCCAGGGAACUUCCAUUUUCGCCUCCAUGAACACAGCUUUCGAAGACACUGUUCUUGAAUACAGCAUCGCUUAUUUCUUGGUUGACCUUCUUCACUACUUGAUCUUCUACCCUACUCAAGUCCUCUUCAUUCUUCACCACCUCGCCACACUCUACGUGUUUACGACUUGCCGCUAUGUGGUUCAUCAUGGGGCUGAUGCCAUCAUUGUGCUUCUCUUCCUCGCCGAGAUCACCAGCGGUUGCCAGAACGUUUGGACGCUCGCGAGUUUUCAAAGAGCUAAUUCGGCCUCUGCUGCGAAACUGUAUGACUUCUUGUCCCCUCGGUUUUAUGCUUUUUACAGUGUUUUUAGAGGGGUUCUGGGGCCUCUGUUUAUGUUUAAGAUGGGAUUGUUCUAUGUGAGUGGGGCGGCCGGAGACGAAGUUCCGACAUGGGCGUGGGCGUCUUGGAUGGUUGUGAUUGUUACAGCUAUCUGUGUUAGCAUAUUGUGGGUGUUGGAUCAUUGGAAAGAUUGGUACAGAGAUAGAGUUGAGAAGAAAGAGAAGUAGCGUAGCAUCUGGGGUUUUUUUCGCUUUUGUUCAUAUCGAAAUAGAUGAGAUCAUGUAUUGUUUGCAAUGUAGAUUUAGAUUAUGGUCUUUCUGGAGAAGGUUCCGAAUUGACCAAUUCAGGGUCUCACAUAAACUAUGUAUACAUGAAUUUGAUCACAGUGAAUCUGGUUUAUCGAUACAAGUCAUUGCAUA
Molecule: messenger RNA, 1079 nt
Organism: Argentina anserina (silverweed cinquefoil)
Lineage: Eukaryota; Viridiplantae; Streptophyta; Magnoliopsida; Rosales; Rosaceae
Product: TLC domain-containing protein At5g14285-like
Exons: 1
Coding region: 150-887 (245 amino acids)
Cellular component (GO): membrane
Source: RefSeq, a predicted model, not a curated record